CAACUCCCACCUAGCAGCACCCCGUGAAAAAAAAAAAAAAAAAAAAAACAAGAGGGACGGCGCGUUCUAUGGUGACCUGUGACCUGGUGAGGCUGCGGGGCGUCCUUCACCAGUACUAUGACGCGGGGGGACACUGGGGAGGAUGAGUCGCCCGGGGAGUGAGGUGAAGGGAAGGUGUGUAAAUGCAUCAACACUUCCCUUGCUCCUCUUGCUCCCCCUGGUCUUCAGUUCUUUCUCCGGUACCCUCGCUUCUAUUAACCAUCAUGCCUUCUGCGGAGAGUCGUCCCACACACACCGCUACUACAUGCGGAUCAUCGGGGGACGCAGCGUGCUGGCGGGGGAGUGGCCGUGGCAGGUGGCGCUGCAGCAGAAGAACCCUUACAGCGGAAAGCGUCUGGGCCAGCACUGCGGCGGCACCCUCAUCCAUCCCUCCUGGGUCCUCACCGCCGCACACUGCAUCGUGGACCCUGUCUUCAAGUUCGUGCUGCCGCCUCCCUUCUGGACAGUGAGGGUCGGGGAAGUGAGCCUCUCCUCAGACACACCCCGCCUCUACCCUGUCUCCAAAAUCAUCACGCAUAAGUACUUCGAUCCCAAGACGUGGGACAACGACAUCGCGCUGGUGAGGCUGAGGAGACCGCUGGACCUCGAGGAACACGCUGGCCUGGUCAACACUAUCUGCCUUCCCUCCAGAAACAUGUCCUUCCUCGGCCUUCAGUGUUCCGUCACGGGCUGGGGCAGGACCAAGGAGCAUGGAAGCAACUCAGACCUGCUGCAGAUGAUUCGCGUGCCGGUGGUGAGCAACAAGAAGUGUCAGGGAGCGUACAAGAAGGUCAGCCCCGUCAACAGCAGGAUGAUCUGUGCAGGAUGGGAGCACGGAGGCGUGGGACCCUGCGUGGGUGACAGCGGGGGUCCUCUGCAGUGCCGUGCCAAGGGCGGGCCGUGGACACAGGCGGGCAUCACCUCGUGGGGGGUGGGGUGUGCCAAGCCAUCCUUCCCCGGCGUCUACAUCAGGGUCACUGACUACCUCGACUGGAUCUACAAACACAUGGAGAUGACCUAGUGACGCUGGUCCUCUGUAGGGAAGUGCUGGUCCUUCUUACCGUGUACCUGCCGCGGCCCGGGCCCUGUCCUGGUGCCCCGAGAGCUGUGUUGUGCGUCUGUACCUGUUGUGAUGCUGCACCUGGCCUCUUUGCAGCUGUGUGGCCUCAGUGGCUCUACAAUUUGACAUUUCCUUUGUGUAGUUGUAA
Molecule: messenger RNA, 1247 nt
Organism: Scylla paramamosain (green mud crab)
Lineage: Eukaryota; Metazoa; Arthropoda; Malacostraca; Decapoda; Portunidae
Product: transmembrane protease serine 3-like
Exons: 6
Coding region: 143-1060 (305 amino acids)
Biological process (GO): proteolysis
Molecular function (GO): serine-type endopeptidase activity
Source: RefSeq, a predicted model, not a curated record